AUGAAUAAAAUUGAUAAGUUGUUGUUAGAGAUCCAAGAUGAAAACGAUUUGCUACAGAGUAUGGAUCUGGAUGCGAAUGGAGUCAAGAUCCAGCCUGAGCAUCUAUUCGAUAUUGACACUUCUACUUUCAACGACAUCAAAAAACUUAUAGAAAAACUGAGGAAGAUUGUGAAUUGGGAUAAUAGCAAAACAGAAAAAAUUAUUGAAACUUUAGACCACAAAGAUAGGGAUAGAAUAACCUGGACUGAAUUUUUAGAAUGGUUUUCUAACGAGGGUAAAGUCCGAGAGAAGAUUCAUAAUGCUGGUUUGUUUCACAGUGGCUUGACAAGGAUAGUGGAGGACAUUAAUCUUGGAUAUAGCGGGGAGAACCAAAGCAAACCACAUGGAGCAGAGUUCAGAUUAAGUUAAAGAAGAACCGAGUACAGAGUAGAGAGCAUUCAUUAUAUCGAGGUCAAAGGAGGAAAGAAUUCGUUGAGGAUUGUACUUUGCAUCUUCGAAAACAAGGUAGCCUAAUUCUUUGACAUCAGAAGAUUCAAACUAACUAAAGCCAACACUUUCAUUAAUAAGUCUGAGAUAGCCUCCCCAUCCACAAUAAUCUAAUCUCAAACAGAGUCUAACUUCAGGUCAAGACUCCUUAAAUAAGCUAAUACAACCAUAAAGGCAUCAAAACUUAGAUUUAAUGCAACAGAUAGCAACAUUAAUGAAAGAGGGUAUUAAACAAGUUAAAUUGGAAAUUUUAAAAAUAAUAGACUUAUUAAUAAAGUGUAUUAAAGUGUAAACGACUAAUCUUAAUCACCAGAUAAGUAAUCAAUUGAAUCUUCAUCAAUAAACAUGAAUAAAACCUUCUUUGUUAGCAGAAACAGCAAGAUUAAUGACUAAUUUUUUAAGAUGUAGACUUUGACUAGCAAUCCAAACUAAUCUAGAAAUAUGACUGCUAAUAGUCAAAGAAGGGCGUUUCAAACUCCUUCACAGAAAAGAUCUGGCUAAAAAAACAAGAACUUCGGUAUUCUUGGGUUGACUCCAAUUGAUGAUCUUAAUUCUCUUGAAUUUUUCAGUAAAAGUAAAGAUAUCACAAAAAUUUUAAACUCUGAACCCUAACCACUCAAUGAAAGAACUUUUGAUGCCUAGGUGGCUAAGCAGAAAAACAGUGAGAUCAUGAAAAAUUUGGAGUUUCAAAGAUUUACAAAGGACCUCAAAAAAAUAUAGCUUAGAUCGACAACUAGAAACGACACCUAAGAAGAAGUCAAAGAUAAAAAUGAAGCUCCUAUGGAGGCUUUGAGAUCCUUUAUGAAUCCAUUAGCCAGCUAGUAAUCAAUGAGACCAAAGAGCAAGGGAGGCUAAAUAGGAGCAUUUGGAGAUCAAGUUCCCCCAAAUAUUAAGACAUUAAUGGCAAGACACAAUACGAAGUAGCAUGUCUAAAGUUAUUUCUAGCAAAUGAUUAAGAAAAGAAUGAACUAAUUUGACCCAGAAGAAUAUGAAGCUUAAAAUGAUGUUAGGAAAAAAACAGAAAGAUUGUAGACCAAGGUGUUUUCUACCAAGAAUAAAAUUGAUGAUCUUACAGAUUUAGUCAGUGACAAGAUAAACAUAAAAUCUUUAAAGAUCAAAUAAGAUUCUAAAAUAGUGAUUCCAACUCAAGAGUUAUCAAUAUCUGAUAAGGUAUUGGUAUUUAAGCAAACAGGACAGAACUAGUCUUCUAAAAAGAAGCCUUAUCUAAUUACAGCUUAUUUUCAUCCAAGUACCUAAUUACUGAUUUUCUCCUUGAUAGAUUGUGAGAAUAAAUUUUUUUCUUUGAAAUAAUCUAGAAAAGACUCUUUAAUAGUAGAAGAGCAUUAAAAAUCCUAUUUCACCCCAUUUAUUUGCACAUCUAUCACAAUUGAGAGACAUAAAGUAUCUAAAGAUUUAAUUGGAUGCUUUGCUGGCGUAUCUCAGUUUGAAAUCGUUUUAAUUGAUUAAGAUACAAGUAAGUUUGGGAAAAUUGUAUUCAAACAUUAGAUCUAGUCUGGUUUAGGACCCAUAACAAAUGUACUUUAUAAUGAAGAUAGUGGCCUAAUACUUACAACCUUUGAUGGAGUUGUACAAAACUAUGAUGCAAUGGAGUUCAAAUUGGUAUGGGACUACAAUGAACAUCAUUUGACUUUCCUUGAGAAGACCACAAUCACAGUCUGCGCAUACUCUAAUCAAUUAGGUUUUUUAUGCACAGGAGGUGUAGAUGGGAAACUAUAGAUGUUUGACCAAUCAGCUAAAAUAAAAAUUUCUUAGGCUUAGAAACAUUAAAAUGAGAUUAUAUUCCUGCAUUUUUAUGAUAGACACUUCUAACUUAUUUCGAUUUCAAAAGACAAGUAGAUAAGUCUUUGGGACGCUAACAAAUUAGAAUGCAUAUAAAUCAUCAAAGACCUAGCCUAUCCCAGUUUGACAUUUACUUCAGCUUGUUUCGGACCCAAGAUAGACAAAUUGUAUGUAGUAAAUAGAAUUGCAAAGGUAUUUAAGAUGAAGAUUAAUGAAAGAGUAGAAUUGCAAGUUCUCUAAACGCAGGCUUUAAUAAAUCAGAAGGACAAUGAACCAUUAAGUCGUAAAAGCAUAAGUUAUGAAGAAGUAAUUCACGAGGAGGGCUUAAUAAAUUAAGUUAAAAUGGCAACAAAAAACAAAUACGAAUAAACUAAAAGGCAAAUACAUAAAUAGAGAAGGUCGGGAAUCCCUGGUAACGUGCUUGUUUCAGACAGCUCUUUCCUAGUCUCAGUAUUCCUUUAACCCCAGAAAAAUGCACUAAUUACAAUUGAUUCAGAUUACAUGAUGAAGUCGUGGUAUUUGGAAACUGGUGAAAUUGAUAAAACACUCUUAAUCAAGAAAGACAAACCAUUAUUUAAAAAUAUAGACGCUAAACUUUAAAAUUCAAAUUAAGCCAAGCUUGAUUAUGCUUGCUUCAAUGAAUUAGAUCCUUCUCAGCUAGUAGUUUGUGAUGAUGAUGGAAACGUGACUGUUAAUAACCUAUACUCUGGGACUAUAAUAUUCAAACUAACAUAAGAAGAGAGUUAAUACUAGUUUAUCCAGAUGAAAUUCCUAAAGGGAACAAGCAAUCUUUAUCUUUGCGCCACUACCUAGAUAGGCCAAGUGCUAUUUUUUACCAAACCACUUCCUAGUAGCAUGCUAAAUCCAAAGUCAUCAAGGGGAACUAAUUCAGAAUAAUAUAUGAGUUAGAUUCUGGUUAAGAAUAAUGUCCAUCAAGGAGAUCUCUAUGCAAUAACUUCUAAUGAGACAUAUAUUGCAAUAGGUGGAAUGGAUAAUAAAAUUUCAUACUGGUCUGCAUUUACAGGUUCUUUCAAAAGCUAUACAAAAUUACCAACGUGCCAAGAUGAACUUAUAAAUACUUCUCAUGAGAAUAGAGAGACCUAUAUUGUGGGUCUCUAGUUCUUGAACCUUCACAACAAUAUAAUAUUAGCAAUUUAAAACACUGGAGAUGUUCACAUAGCCCAUCCAGCAAGUUCAAAAGUUCUUAAGACCUAUGCUUUUAAGACAGUUUCCAAUAGCUUCAUGGCUGUUAAUGAGGGCAUUGAAGAUUCAUUGGUAGUUGCGAGUGAUAGUGGUAUUGUCGAAACUUAUAAAAUAUUUGAAGGAAUAGAGAUAGGCCCUAUGCAUUAGACAAUCUAACGAAAUCAAGUGAGAUUUCAAAAUAGUAAUGCGAAGACUAUGACUAAUAAGAUGCAAAGCUUUGGAAACUAGAAAAAUAAAAAUGACUCCUCAAUUUUAGAAGACAUCUUUGAGCGAGAUGAAUAAGAUAUUAAUAAUAAUAAAGAGUCCAGGGUCAAAGAUUACUUCAACUUUAAUUUGAAUACUCAAGAUUAGUCAAGCAAGAAUGUUAACGAAUUUAAUAGCAGCAGUAACAAUAACAACAGCAAUAAACUUCAAGAAAUCAGAACUAGAUUCACCAAAAUUAACAGAUGGAAGGCUCAUUUAGUGGAUAUGAGAUAAGGGGAUUAAGUGAUAAAAGUUAUUUUAAUAAGAUAUCUAUGCUUAACGUCUACUGCCAAAGGUGAAGUGAAAUUAUGGAAUUUGUAGGUACACUGGCAGCAGCAUAAAAUUUAGCAGCUUUUGGAAGAUAAGUUAAAUACUCAAGAUAAAAUUUGA
This is a messenger RNA of Stylonychia lemnae, 4122 nucleotides long. The record is from the annotation of a GenBank genome assembly. NCBI's taxonomy places the organism in Eukaryota, Ciliophora, Spirotrichea, Sporadotrichida, Oxytrichidae.